Ooceraea biroi (clonal raider ant) is the source of this 3092-nucleotide messenger RNA. RefSeq lists its product as uncharacterized. The record is from RefSeq and is a predicted model, not a curated record. NCBI's taxonomy places the organism in Eukaryota, Metazoa, Arthropoda, Insecta, Hymenoptera, Formicidae.
GAUAGAAGACGCACGAAUUCUACGAAAUGUUUAACCAACGUCAUUGAAAAUCAAGAGUUUUCACUUCCUCAACCAUGCAACCACAGAAAAAUCCAGAGCCAAUCACACUCUCUGCAUCCACCGUGGACCUCGGUUCCUUCGUGUGCCCUCGGGUCCUCCACGUGUCCUCAGAAUAGAAAAUAGCGAGACAUUUUCCGCCGUGCUGCUCCGCGAUACCUUUCCCGCAUACCGAUAAUGUUUCUAACAAUACGUCAUAAUGUUACGACGGCGAAUUGGUCAGAAUGUUUGCGCUCCUCGGCGGAGUAGAUUGGCGCCGGCCGUAUGAAUUCCCCAUGCAAUCCGCCUAAUCCUUCGACCGCGUCGGGAUGACCCGCGGGAGUUUCGGUCAACGGACAUAAAUACCGGACGCGGUGCCGGCCUUUCGCCACUCUGCUCGACGUAGUCGCAGACACCGGACAACGCUCGCCGACAGGAGAACGGCGCAACAGGUAAAGGAGACGUGGAGGACCGACUCGGGAGGGCACAAUGAAGAAACUAUUGCUGGUCACGACCCUGCUAUCGACAGCAAUGUCCGAGAAUAUCUUGAUGGAAAAUCAUUCGAGACCGCAGAGAGUAUGGAUUCGCGACAAGCAAUUAAAAAAAGUAAAGCGUAUGCCACAGGACGACAGCCCAUCCGAAGUAGAAGAACCCUCGAAUUACGAUGACGAUAGACAGUACCCUCGAAUCUCGGAUACACGAUUCAUCGGCGAACCAGUGAAAUUGCCCUCUGUAGCGCUUAUGAAGUGGCCCGAUACAGACAAGCUGAAACUGAAUAUCGGCAAACCGACGGUCCUGAUCUCAAUCGGCAUACCAGGAAUAAAAACAAGCGAUGAUUUGCAAGAAAAUUGCUCGAAGAAGAACCAUCGCAAGCACAAUCAAAACUGGCAGCUGCAGCAGCCGUUCUACGUCGAUGAGCCAAGAUGGAUCGAGAUCGAUCCCGAGUACGUUGAUAGUUCGUCAAAUGUGAACGGUGAUCCCUACAUAUUGUCGCGCGGUAAAAAGAUCUUCCGCAUUAAGAAUCCGGAACAAGCGAACAAGAUAGUCGAGAAUUCCGAUGAGUUUUCCGAUUAUUCGAGCAAAGGCAAACGAUCGUCAGUGAAAAAUCGAGUCCGAAGAUCCAUCGAGGUGGACGCGAUCGACGAGAAGGUUCACAACAUUGUUCAUCAAGAUCAAAGACCCGAUAAUGACGAAAAUUAUGCUGCUCUCAACGUGAACAAGAGGAACAUCAAAUCGGUAAUACCGAGAAACGAAAAAUUCGCUGAGGGUCGCAAAAAAUAUGAAACUCAUGCGGUUGACUGGACAGAUGCGAGCUCCGACAAAGAGAUUAAAAAGAAUGAAACGGAUGUGUUGGAGAACAAGGUCCAGGUCGACAACGUAGACGACACGUUCAUCUUGUCUCGCGGAAAGAAAUCAUCUGAGACGGAAACUUUAAGCAAACAAAAUGUAGAUCUCAAUCAUAAGAAAUUGAGCGACGAGCAAGACAAAUCAGAGAUUGCUAAUAAUGCAGGAGCGGCGGAUUCGCGACUGACUAGUCUGUUCGGCGAGUCCGAGGCUCCGAGAGCUUCCGUGAUGAGGGACCAUCCGGAUCGGGAGAAGCGCAGCGCCUGCGAGGGUCCGGGCUGCAUGUCCCCGCAGCUGCAGCUGCCGGACGAGUGGCUGAAGAACAUCGAGAAGGAGAUCCACGACUCCCUGUCGCUCGAACGAAGGGACAAGCACCGGGACAUCCUGGAGAGCCUGCGACUGAUGGAGCCCUACGUGAUCUCACGCGGGAAGAAGGCUUUGCACGCCGAGGACCGUCUCUACUCGGCACUGAAGUCGCGAAUCGUCAACGAUCAGGACAGUCGCGUCAGGAUGCUGCUGAAUCCGUCAGCUGCGAGGAGUCUCCUGAGGAUGCUGCUGAUGGCAAAGUCCAGGUGCGGCAGCGACAACUGCGACCGGAACACGCGCGAACCGAGCCUGCCGGACCAGCAGGAACUCGCGCCGAGGGAUCGGCGUGGCACGCUCGACGAGAUCCUCGCUGGAUACGAUCCGUUUUACGUGGCCAGGGGAAAACGCGGCAGUCUGGAGAACGUCCUGAAGAUGACUUCCUGGACGCGACCGUCGUGGAAUCAGAGAGACGUGUCGUUCAACAAGGAUGCCGCGCGAAACGACAAGCUUCAGUAGGUGCGCCGUGCAAAACGUGAUUCCUGGCUGCGUCCGACGUUAACGUUCGCGGUAACGUGUAACGCUUCGACGAGGAGGAGUGGCCGGUCUCUCAUCAGGCUGGGUCCUAUUGAAGGCUAAAAGAUCGUUGCGACGAGAAUCACGGCAAUUUUUUCAAAUGACACAUAUGUAUAGUAGGACGCCCGAUGAAUUACAUAACGCAUAAGAGUCUCUUAGUAAUAAAAAUAAAGAACUAUUAUUGGUUAUUGGAGAAUUGCUUGUGGAGCUUGCGAGUGUGCAACGCUUUUCCUCAUUUGGUUCUCGCAUUGAAAGUGCAAAAUAUAACCUAUGUGAUAAGAAUCGGUGAGAAAAUAUCCCGUUGCCUCACAUGCUGUGAAUAACUUUAUAGUUUAACAUCUUAAUGCGAUUAUGUUUAUCAAUGAGAAUUAUGUAUGAUGAAAAUGAUUACCUGAUAAACGUCGAUAUUUGCAAAAAUCAGCACCAACUCAUUUGACACUCGCACGCAUCGGGGAGGUUAGAAUUGUGACAGUUCAACUCAGUCGAUAAGUCAGUUGGGCGAAAUUACACAUUUCCAUUUUAUCUACAAACGGUAAAAAGUUUUUAAAUAUGCAUCAAUUUAAAUAUAUAUUAAAUUAUAAUCAAUAUAAAGAAUGAGAAAAAGACAAUUUAUAAAAUAGUAUAUGACAUAUAGCUGAAGUCUGUCAAAAACGUAAAAAAAAGAGGAUAUUGCCAACCGAGGAUAAAGAAAGAGAAGAAAGAAAUCUCUCGCGUGAGUUGAUUAUUAAAUAUAUAAUACAUAUAACACAAUAUGUAAUACAUAUAUUCAUAAUUGAUAACUAAUAAAUUAGCAGCAAAAUGUGCGUCAAACAUUGUGCUGAUUUUAAUACGCA